GAGGGUCUGCUUUUGCCCAGGCCGCUGGUUUGGGAGCAGUGCAGGGAAGGGCUAUGCGCAGUUCUGCAGCUGUGAGUGGCUCUCAGCAUCAGACCACAGCAGGUGCAGGUUACUCCUCCUCAGGCCAGGGUAACGCUACUCUGGAUGAACAAGAGUCAAAGAAUGGUUUUGUUUGCAUGUUUCUUUAAUUGCUUGUCUCGGUGCAUAAGUCUGGUUCCUUUCAGUCAGUGCAGGCUACCUUGUCGUCGUUGAAGAUGUUAGAUGUGGGAAAGUGGCCGAUCUUCUCCCUUUGUUCUGAGGAAGAGCUGCAGUUGAUUCGCCAGGCUUGUGUCUUCGGCACGGCUGGCAAUGAAGUUUUAUACACUACGGUCAACGAUGAGAUUUUUGUUCUUGGCACAAACUGCAGUGGCUGUCUGGGGGUAGGUGACAUUCAGAGCACUAUUGAGCCUCGGAGACUGGAUUCUUUAACUGGCAAAAAAAUAGCCAGCCUCAGCUAUGGGAGUGGCCCACAUAUCGUCCUUGCAACAACAGAUGGAGAAGUCUUUACCUGGGGUCACAAUGCAUAUAGCCAGCUGGGCAAUGGGACAACGAACCAUGGUCUAGUGCCCUGCCAUAUCUCUACCAAUCUGUCAAACAAGCAAGUCAUCGAGGUCGCCUGUGGGUCUUACCAUUCUUUGGUUCUAACGGCUGAUGGAGAGGUAUUUGCCUGGGGUUAUAACAACUCUGGGCAAGUAGGAUCCGGAUCAACAGCUAACCAGCCCAUUCCUCGAAGAGUCACUGGAUGUCUGCAGAAUAAAGUAGUUAUGAGCAUAGCGUGUGGGCAGAUGUGUUCAAUGGCCGUUGUAGACACCGGAGAGGUCUACGUCUGGGGCUACAACGGGAAUGGGCAGCUGGGCCUCGGCAGCAGUGGCAACCAGCCGACCCCGUGCAGAGUGGCGGCCCUGCAAGGCAUCCGUGUCCAGCGGGUUGCCUGUGGCUACGCACAUACAUUAGUAUUAACAGAUGAAGGUCAAAUAUAUGCUUGGGGUGCAAAUUCUUAUGGCCAGUUGGGCACUGGCAAUAAAAGUAACCAGUCCUAUCCUACCCCUGUUGUUGUGGAAAAGGACAGAAUCAUAGAGAUUGCAGCCUGUCACUCUGCCCACACAUCUGCUGCCAAGAGCCAGGGCGGGCACGUGUACAUGUGGGGCCAAUGCCGGGGCCAGUCGGUGAUCCUUCCACACCUCACCCACUUCUGUUGCACUGAUGACGUGUUUGCCUGCUUUGCCACCCCUGCUGUCACCUGGCGCCUUCUCUCCGUGGAACCCGACGACCACCUCACUGUGGCUGAGUCUCUGAAGAGGGAAUUUGACAACCCUGAUACUGCAGACCUCAAGUUUCUAGUUGAUGGGAAAUAUAUUUAUGCUCACAAAGUCCUUCUCAAAAUUAGGUGUGAACAUUUUCGUUCUUCAUUAGAAGACAGUGAAGACGAUAUUGUAGAAAUGAGUGAAUUUUCGUAUCCUGUCUUCCGAGCUUUCCUGGAGUAUCUGUACACAGAUAACAUCAGCCUAUCUCCUGAGGAGGCAGUAGGAUUGCUAGAUCUGGCUACAUUUUACAGUGAGACUCGGCUGAAAAAGCUCUGUCAACAAACUAUCAAGCAAGGGAUCUGUGAGGAGAAUGCUAUUGCUCUGCUGUCUGCUGCUGUCAAGUACGAUGCUCAGGACUUAGAAGAGUUCUGCUUCAGGUUUUGCAUCAACCAUCUGACCGUAGUCACACAAACGUCAGGCUUUGCAGAAAUGGACCACGAUCUUCUGAAGAACUUUAUCAGCAAAGCCAGCAGAGUUGGAGCCUUUAAGAACUGAUCCCAAACAUGGAAAAGAAUGCUUAAGCCUUCCAUUUCACCCCCGCCCGCAAAGAUGAAUAAAGAAUAAUUACAAAAAAAAGCCACUGACGAACAACUGCUCUGUACUUUAACGGUGUCGAUGAGAACUACAUCUGACCAGGCUCUUGUCUUCUGUCAAAAGGCUGCAGUCAGUUCUCUCUACCUACCUAACCUAGGCACUGAGUGUUACAACUGGGACCGACUCACCACAUACCAAGUGAAAGUGUACCAUCAGCCCUCUGCUAGGGAGUUUCCCUCUCCCGCAGGUGUCAACCGCAAAUCGCUUUUUGGGUGGGUGGUUGGGGACUGUGUUCGCCUCUCUUCUCUGACCAGGGAUCUGUCUGGUAUGAGCUUGUACAGGUCUUAUAUAUGCUGUCAGUCUCUGAUUUCAUACAUGUGUGUCCUGUUCUUUCAGGGCAGGCCCCAUGCUUAAGAGUAACUGGCUAACAGAUUCCAUAGCUCUGUGGUUUUUAUGUGCUAUUUUGUUUUGUUGUCAUUUUGGUUGGCUGGUUUUGUUUUGUUUUGUUUUGUUUUUGGAAAAUUGGGAGGUUCUGGAAGAGGUUGAGGUGGAGAAAGAAUAUAAUUAAGAUACAUGAAAAAUAAAAAGGUAUCACCUAAGAAAUGAAAAUUAUAGUUACCAUUUCUUCCUUUGAGUCACAGAUGGUGAACAUUUUGGAAGCAUUGAUAGUUUGCUAAUCUGGAGAAAUGGUCCAAUAUUCAACUGGUCGAUACAUAGGAUACAAGGAAUGCUGACAUGCCCACAAUUUUUGCCUCUAACAUAGUGCCUUAUAUUUAAAAGGCACUCAGUUAAUCCAUCUUAAGGAUACACUGAGAACAGCUAGAAGGGUAGGGAAGGAAGAAACAAAAUUAGAAGUCUGUAAUUGUAAACAAAAUUAGAAGUCUGAUAGUCACAUUCUUUUAGUUUAUACUUCUGAGAAAUAGUAGCUAAUUUAGAGUGUUAUAAGCAUUCAUAAAAUGCCUUAGCAACUACGUUGUCAAAGGCCCAAGGGCUACUUUUAAUUUUCUACUUUCCACCUUAACUUCUCACAGUGGCAUUGUUGACAAUGAAACAUUAACUUUGAAUGUUACUUCUGGAAUCCUAUGCCCUAUGUAUUUGCAUAAAGCCCUUUGUUUUUCCUUAUAUUUGUGGAGGGUCUCCCUCUAUAAGAUUGAUUAUAUGUUUUUCUUGUAGCUAGCUUUUAUGUCACUAUAAAAUAAGUUUCUUAACCAGGCAGUAGUAAGUACUAUAUGGAAAGGAACUAAUACACUUCAUGGGUAGCAUUGUGAUGGAGAAAGUGUGAGAUUUUAGACCAAAACCAGCCACUGUGUAGCAAAAGAGAAACUAACUGAAGAAGAUGUAGCAUUGGAUUCCUCUAAGUGUCUCACAAUAUGAUAUUAUGUAAAGAAAUCUUUUUAGAAAUAGAAUCGUAUUCUUAUGUAUAAUUAUUUGAUAAUAAAGAACUUGAUAGAAUAAA
Molecule: messenger RNA, 3333 nt
Organism: Rattus rattus (black rat)
Lineage: Eukaryota; Metazoa; Chordata; Mammalia; Rodentia; Muridae
Gene: Rcbtb2
Product: RCC1 and BTB domain containing protein 2
Exons: 11
Coding region: 255-1838 (527 amino acids)
Molecular function (GO): protein binding
Source: RefSeq, a predicted model, not a curated record